GUGCACGUCCCCCAUGCUGCAUACAUCGCAUAACCUGGCAGAUAUUUUAAGACUACAUACGGAUGCUAUGGUGCAGCCUAAAAGUGAACAUUUUUUAAAUGUUGCACAUGCAUAUUUAACUUCCUGGGUGACAGCAUGGCGCAGUAGACGAGUGUUUCUCAAAAGUUUUUUUUUUUUUUCAUAUCUGAAGGUAGAGACCGUAAACAUACCACAAGGCGGCAGCAGAGCCUCAAUAUUGACGCGUUUAUGUCAAGAAUGUGUUUUUCGAUCAGGGGUGAAAAAGUUAAAUCUCCUCAUAUUAUGUUUUUUUUUUGUCUUUAAAAAAAUAUUCUGGAAACAUUUUUGAGUUCCCACACUUAUCUGAGGGGGAACACAAUGUUAUUUUUGUAAAAAAAAAAAAAAUCAAUUUUUCUACUUGAAAAAUAUCAUACACUCAAUCCCAAAACAUUUUUUUUCCAUGAUAUUUACAAUUUAAUACCUUUUUGCCUCACAAAAAUGAUGCUUGAAUCUCAUGACAUAGACUUUUCACCAAUCAAAAAACUACUUGGAUUUUGUCUUAUUUGUAACAUGCAAAAUGGCGUUUAGAAAGUUUGGCAAUUCCUUCGCAUCACAAAUAUGAAUUUUCAUUAUUGCAGCGGAGGCAAUGGAGCCUUGUUAAAUAUGCAUAUUUGUUUCUCGACUAGUCUGCUUGCUGUGCAGGUGUCACUUCACGCUUCAUCUUCCUCAUUAAAAAUGCGGCGGUGUUUGAUUCGCAUUUUUUAUGAAGGAAUACGCUCUGCCGGACACGAAGUACAAUAAAACGGAUGUUACCGUGCAUCUUAUAAUGCUGUGUGUUAUGCAUAUUGUGUUGUUUGAAUGUGCUCGAUUGUAAUGCGUGGUGGCUUUUAUUGGUGUGUGUUGAAUGUCUUUGAACAAUAAAAACCUACUUGUUCAAUUAAAAUGAUGCAGUGUUACCUUUGUGCAUUUAUUUAGCAUAAAUAUGUAAUCGUAGAAUGGCCCUGAAGUGAUACAAUUGUAAGUCAACAAACAUUUUAUAGAAAAACAACCUGAUGUUAUUUGUUACUGUACAUUACAGCCUGUUAGCCUAGCCAUAAUUAGCAACUUCUGGAACAAUAGCCAUUUUUACAAAAGGUACAAAAACAACAACAAAAAAAUGUUUUCUAUAAAUGUACUGUGGCGUGUACAUUUACUUGCCUUAGUUGGCUAGUUUUGCAUAAUGUUAUCACCACACUCUGACCAGCUGUUAGCCUAGCCAUAGUUAGCAAUGUCUGGGUCAAUAGCCAUUUUUAAAGGUACAAAAAAAUUACAAUAUUAUAUAAAUGUACUGUUGCAUGUACAUUUACUUGCCUUAGUUGGCUAGUUUUGCAGAAUGUUAAUCACCACACUCUGACCAGCUGAUUAAGAAAAAUACUCCGUUGGUUAGGGUGUUAGCGUAGCCUAGCGACUGGUGAAACGACAGCCAUGUUUGUGCGUGAACACUAUAAUACAAUUAAUAAAUUACGUCAACUUUACUGAGGUUGGCCUAUUUCACUCAGUAAAUUAGGAACACAUUUUGAUCAUUUGAUUAAAAGUCAUGCCUAAAUGUAAUCUUUUAUCACCAUUCAGGAUAGUUAGCCAAGAUGUCGAUGAGCUACUAUGGAAGAAAGCCAGUUUUAGGGGUUUAUAUUGUAUACUCAAGUAUAUUGACAUUAAUAUAAAAUUUAUUGAGAUGUUUUGUGCCGUCUAAAUUAACACAUUCUGAACAGAUGGUUCAGAAAAUUCUGUUAUCCUUUAUUAAUGCUAGCAAUUUAACAGUUUGCUCACUUGGGACUAGUUCAAUAGAAAAACUUGAAUCAACCGAGCAAGCGUAUGAGUAAGCGCCAUAAAUGCCAUUUAUGACCCUUUGCGACACGCUGGAGCACAAUCACGUUGAGCCUCUCCUGUAAAAAAAAAAAAAGUCAUGUAGUGGACGCUCGCAGACGUCCGUGAUGUUGUUGUGGGAAUUUCGGUGGGUGCUGCUGGCGGCCUCGACCUUGGCGUUUUGCACUGACGCUUGUUUGAGUUGGGACUUGACCUGCGCUAAUGGCAAGCGUGUUUCCGAAGACCGCGCUUGCGACUUGACCGACGAUUGCGGGGACGGCGGCGACGAGCGGCACUGUUCCCACUAUAAGAGGUGUGACUUUGACGAAGGCUUUUGUGACCUGACCCAACCGCUGCAAGGAUUUUCUCAGUGGAACAGAACAACUGCGGUCGCGCCCAUCCGAGGCGACCAUGUGGACGACCGAUCAGCACAUUUCCUGUCGCUUGCACCUCGAAGAGGACAAGCUACCACGGCACAGCUGAUAAGUCCUCCGUUUGGGUCUGCCGACAGCUGCCAGAUGAGGUUCUACCAUUACGUCUCAGCCAAAUAUGGAGCACUUGAGGUUUUGAUGGAGACCGUACCACUGGGUCACAGCGCUGUGCUAUGGAAGCGGCCCGGUCCAGCGGAUGAGUGGCAGCGGACUGUCGUCCAGUUUUCCAGCAACAGCACUUUUCAGGUGAUAAUUCGCGGGACCCUCGCAGUGGACAGUGACGCAUCCGAGGUGCUGGCCAUCGAUGACAUUUCCUUUAGCCCCCAUUGUGUGUCUGUUUUACUUCCCGGUACGCUGCCGCCUACCGGCAGCGUUUGCCCCCCAUCCUCCUUCGCGUGCAAGGGCGGCGGGCUGUGCAUCGAGGAGGACAAAGUGUGCGACUUCACCCCGCAGUGUCUCCACGGCGACGAUGAAAGCAACUGCCCUUCGGAGUGCGACUUUGAGGGCGGCUCCUGCGGCUGGUACGAGCUCACCCUCGGAGACGGCUUCGACUGGGUCAGGGGCUCGUCGGCGGACGUACCGCCGGAGUACUACGAUCGGCCGCCGCCUCUGGACCACACCAGUAACGGGACGGAGGGUCACUUUAUGUUCAUACUGAAGAACAGCAGCAGUCUUUAUCCAAGGGCGGUUCUUCGAGGACCGUGGUUCCAGCAGUCGGCCUCCGGGUGCACCAUGACGUUCUGGCAUUACAACUCAGGCAUAUCAGUAGGGGCGGCAGACAUGUAUCUCCGCAUCCGCGGAGUCCAAAACAACACCCUCAUCUGGAGGACUUUGUACGACCAGGGAAGCCGCUGGCACCGGGUGAGCGUACAGCUGGGUCGUAUCACCAGCCCCUUCCAGAUCGCCCUGGCGAAAAUCAGUCUGGGCGUUUUCGACGGAAUCUCCGCCCUGGACGACGUGUCCUUCCACAACUGCUCCAUGCCACCGGCCGUCGCACGGUGCCCGCCGCAGACGCACUUCCACUGCACGCGAUCCAGGGCGUGCGUGGAGCGGCUGCUGCUGUGCGACCUGGUGGACGACUGCGGGGAUGGUUCAGAUGAAGAGGGCUGCUCCCCCGAACUGCAGUGCAACUUCGAGCACGGCCUGUGCACCUGGAAACAGGAGCAAAACGGCGGCGGCGACGUCUUCGACUGGACCCGCGUCCGUGGUCCCACCCCGUCCUUCAACACGGGGCCCUGGAAGGACCACACCCUGGGCACCAGCUACGGCCACUACCUCUACAUGGAGUCGUCUGUCCCCCAGGAGUUCAAGGACACGGCGGUGCUCCUGAGCCGGGCCUUCCAGCCCACGCACCAGCGCGGCGAGGACCCCUUCAACGCCCGCCAACCUUGCGUGUUCCGCUUUCACUACCACAUGUUCGGCUCGCACGUGUUCUGCCUCGCCGUGUAUCUCAGGACCGUAUCGACGGGCCGCGGCCAGUUGCUGUGGGUCGGAUACGGAGACCAGGGCAAUUUUUGGCACAGGAAGACUCUCUACCUUUCCAGCGCUCGACCUUUCCAGAUUGUAAUUGAAGGCACGGUCGGAGAUGAUUUCAACGGGGACAUCGGCAUCGACGACCUCUCCUUCCUGGGCUGCGUCCCGUACAACGGUGAGCUCCAGCCGGGGAACGCCGUAGACCCCACGCUGACCACGCCGGCCCCCUCGAUUCAGCCCCACCGCUGCCCCCAAGGGGAGUUCGCAUGCGGGUCGCCCGGCGAGUGUGUCGCCCGCGAGAAAGUCUGCGACUUCAGGCGGGACUGCUCAGAUGGCUCGGAUGAAGGGGAUUGUGUGGAUGAGUGGUGUGAUUUUGAGGGUGGUGAAACAUGCGGUUGGGAGACGAUCGUCCAACCCAUGGCGUCCGUGCAUGCGUUCCGCUGGUCACCUGACCAGGGGGAGAGCGUUCACGCCGGAGAGAUGUAUCAUCGUCCUGUCACCGACCACACCCUGGGCAGACCUGAAGGUUGGUAUAUGUGCGCCGACAGCUCCAACGGCGGCUACGGCCACACUACAGACCUCCAGACGCCCGUCAUCGGCUCCAGCGGGCCGCACUGCACCCUCGUCUUUUGGUACCACAUGGGCGGCUUCACCGUGGGCUCCCUCCAACUUUUGCUGAGGCGUGGGAACAUCAGUCACGAGGUCUGGUCUCAGACUGGUAACCAAGGCAACAAGUGGCGACGAGGCGAAGUGUUCUUGGGGCUGUCGCGUGACUUUCAGGUGGUGUUCCGAGCCAAGCGUGGCAUCAGCUACAUGGGCGACGUUGUGAUCGACGACGUUGGCUUCGUGGACUGCGCCCUUCCGCCACCCUCGGAUGUGCCAUGCACCCCCGAGCAGUACGUCUGCGGCAACAGCCGCUGCAUUGCUCGGGACGACAUGUGCGACUUCAUCGAUCACUGCGGCGACGUCUCGGACGAGGAUCCCUACAUCUGUAAGGGAUUUAUUGGCCGCUGCAAUUUUGAGUUUGACCUGUGCUCCUGGCGCCAGAAUUCGGAGGAUGAUUUUGAUUGGCAGAUCAAGGCCGGCAGCACUCCGACCUUCGGGACGGGACCCUCGACUGACCACACCCUGAGGGACCCCUCAGGGCACUACCUCUACCUGGAAAGCUCUUUCCCUCAGGCUGCCGGGGAUGCCGCCCGCAUUUCAGGGCCAUUGCUGAGCUACAGGAGCUCGCAGUGCAAGAUCCGUUUCUUUUUCCACAUGUCCGGAGACGGCAUCGGGACGCUGAGCGUGUUCCGAAAGACCCGAGGGGAGAGUCUUCACCUCCUCCUCAACCUGACGGGCGACCAGGGCAACUACUGGCAGAUGAGGGAGGUCCCGUUGAGCCACCCCGAAGACUUCUGGGUCACGUUUGAGGGACGGGUGGGCCGAAAUCCCAAGGGGGACAUCUGCCUGGACGACAUCACCUUUUCGCCAGGGUGCCUGCUCGCUUCCUCUGUCGCAACAGAGGAUGACGCCACUCCUCCUCCUCUUGAAGUCCAGUGUCCUCCAGGCUCCCUGCCUUGCCGAAACGGCAGGUGCUUCUCGCCCAGCCAGCGCUGCGACUUCCGAGACGAUUGCGGCGAUCGCACCGACGAGGAGCGCUGCGGGACUUCCUGCUCCUUUGAGGACGGCCCCUGCGGUUGGAAAAACUCCCUGGCGGACAAUUUUGACUGGUCGCUGGGAACUGGGUCAGUCCAGAGCAUACGGCCGCCAUAUGACCACACUUUGGAAGAUGAAACCGGUCACUUCCUCUACCUGGAGGCGACCCCCGUGGGACUGAAGGGCGACAAGGCUCACAUCAGUAGCUCCCUGUGGAAGGAAUCCAGCUCCAUCUGCAAGCUCUCCUUUUGGUACUACAUUUCCCACAAGGCCUCUGGAACCAUCCGCCUGCUCAUCAAGACGGAAAACGCCAUGUGGGAGGCGUGGAACAAAACGGGCCACCAGGGGAACAAGUGGAAGCGGGCCGAGGUGCCGCUGAGGAGGCUCCGGAACUUCCGGUUGACGUUCGAGGGCGUGCGCUGGCGCGACGUGAGCGGCGGCGCCGCCUUGGACGACCUGGAGUUCAAAGACUGCGCCCCGAGUGCUUCCGAGCCAAUGAGCUGCCCCGCGGUUACAGACUUUGUGUGCGAAAGCGGCCACUGCAUCGAGUCCCACCUGGUGUGCGACGGCAAGCCCGACUGCGCCGAUCAAUCGGACGAGUCCGAGUGCGGCACAGUGGCCGCCACGCCGGGAGCGUGUAACUUCGACGUGGACGACGGCCAAUGGGAGGAGAGCUGCCAGCUCGCUCAGGACACCGACGACGACUUUGAUUGGAGGAUCAAUCAUAGCAGUGAAACAGCGGGAGCCGGACCGCCAUCUGACCACAGUCCAGGCGGCGGGGGGUCCUUCCUCUCCAUCAACUCAGCCGCUCAGCGAGAGGGCGACGUCGCCAGGGUGACCACCAUUAGCGCGUUUCCGGCCAGCGUGGGCCUGUGUCACCUGCGCUUCUGGUUCUACAUGCACGGCUCGGACAGAAUGGGAACACUGAAGGUGUUCACGGUCGGACAGAGCGGCGCCCCGCUGCUGAUGUGGGCCGCGGCCGGAAACCAAGCUAAGGGGUGGACGUACGCCAGUGCCGUCUUGUCCAACCCGACGCCUUUUCGAGUGAGCUUCCAGGCGGAGGUGGGCGGAGACAUGUGGACCGACGUAGCCCUGGAUGACAUCACGUACACGGCGGAGUGCGUGGCAGGAGGACUGGUGACUCCGCAGCCCGUCACCUGCAGCACGGACCACUUCCAGUGCGUCUACGCCUUCCAGUGCAUCCCCGAGAGCUGGCAAUGCGACGGCGAGUUCGACUGCUUCGACCACUCCGACGAAGAGCGUUGCCCCACGGCCAUACCGGGCACCCUCCCCCCGCAGGGCGGCUGCCCCGCCGGCCGCUACCGCUGCUCCGACGACCUCUGCAUCCCGGCUUUACUGCGGUGCGAUGGCGUCCCCGACUGUCCCCACGGCGAGGACGAACACGGCUGCCCCCUGCUGCAGUGCGAUCUGGGAGAACUACUGUGUGACACUUUGUCCGCUUGCGUCCCUCUUCGCAAGCGCUGCGACCGCUUCGCUGAUUGUCUGCCUUUCCUCUCGGACGAGUCCAGCUGUGACUAUUGCCCUCCCAUGUACUGCCUGGGUCGAGGGUCAUGUGACGUGGAGCAGCACGGACCUGUUUGCACGUGUCAUCCAGAAUGGACUGGCAACCGUUGCCAUGUGAGGGUAAAGCCAUCGCUCUCCACUACGACACCACCCAAGAUCGAUGACACGUCACUGGACGCCGUGUACGCCGGGAUCGCCAUCGGAAUGCUGCUGCUAGUCGCCGGCGUGGCCGUCUGCGUCCUGGCCCUGUGCAGUAAGCGACGCCGCGCGACGAAGCGCUGCCCGACUGUCUACGGGAUGAUGGAUCACCCCACCUUUGGCUGGAAGUCGGAGUUUUGUCGGCGGACAGCUCGACGCAGGAACGACGGCGGGGGUCUCUCAAUCAGCGUGUACCCUUGGAGGAUGGAAGUGGAUGACCCGUCCUGGAGGGACCCCAGACUGUCCUUUGCCAACCCGCUGUACAAUCAUGAUGAUGAUCAUCAUCAUCAUCUGCAUCGUAAUGAAUGGAGUAGCUCAGAGGCGUAAGAUAAAAAAAAAAAAAAAAGAUGAACAAUAUAUUUGCCAUAUGGACGCCUGCUGUGGAUCGGUAUGCGAACUUACUGUACUUUGACUAUUUUUCCACUGGGAGAUUGGAUGGAUAGAUAUAUACAUGGGAGUGAUGUAACCAUAUUUAGGUACAGUAAAGUAGAUCAACGUAGUGGCUCAGGUAUUUUUUUUUCCUGGUCACAUAACUGCUCCGUAGGCCAGUGAAAAAUAUUGGCAGAAGCUCCAGUCAUUUUUGAUUACAACAACUUGAGAUUGCUCUUUAUCAACGGAUGUGAUUGGUUAUUUUUUUCCUGGUCAAUCUUGCUCGGGAGAAUAUUUUAGAAUACAAUCACAGGCUAGUAAAAACCUUACUAUACUAUGCUGUCAAUCCCGUUUAUUUCCUUAAUUUUUAUGUUGCUAUAAAAAUGUAGCAUCACCUGUG
Molecule: messenger RNA, 7875 nt
Organism: Syngnathoides biaculeatus (alligator pipefish)
Lineage: Eukaryota; Metazoa; Chordata; Actinopteri; Syngnathiformes; Syngnathidae
Gene: malrd1
Product: MAM and LDL receptor class A domain containing 1
Exons: 33
Coding region: 1968-7433 (1821 amino acids)
Cellular component (GO): membrane
Molecular function (GO): protein binding
Source: RefSeq, a predicted model, not a curated record